AUGGCUCCAAUCCUCGAAACCGUCUCUUCACUUCUUAUGCGACGACAGUUCGCCCCCGAUACCCCCUUCACCGAAAAGGCGAUCGUCCUGAUCAUAUUCGCACACAGCAGGGACUGGCAACAACCGCCAACGGCGCGACUAUAUCGAAUUCUAUCCACCUCCGCUCUCUCGUGGACAAUCCCAACACAGGAGAGCCGUUUCUAUGCCGACCCAUCUGCCAGUGUGAUCCCGACGAUCCCAUCUCUCUGCCGCGCCGACGAUGUGACACACGCGUCGUACAAGGCCACCUGCGGCCACAAGAUGAUGAACCAGUGCGUUUCGAAUCGGAGAAUUAGCAAGAGGCUGGGGAAUCCAGCAAUCCAAUCUCCAGCUUCUAGCCUUGUCAGGUACCCGGGAGCUUUGGCCCCGAGUGAUUGGACCCGGUCGCGCGGGCUGGACAACCUGAAACUUGAAGGGGCGGCAGACUAG
Messenger RNA from Penicillium waksmanii, 468 nucleotides. RefSeq lists its product as uncharacterized. The transcript is spliced from 2 exons. Bases 1 to 468 code for a protein of 155 amino acids. The record is from RefSeq and is a predicted model, not a curated record. Lineage: Eukaryota; Fungi; Ascomycota; Eurotiomycetes; Eurotiales; Aspergillaceae.